Molecule: messenger RNA, 1197 nt
Organism: Acanthosepion pharaonis
Lineage: Eukaryota; Metazoa; Mollusca; Cephalopoda; Sepiida; Sepiidae
Source: the annotation of a GenBank genome assembly
AUGAGAACGGGCGUUUUAUCUAUCUAUCUAUCUAUCUAUCUAUCUAUCUAUCUAUCUAUCUAUCUACACAGAUGUAUUUCUGUUGAUCUAUCUAUCUAUCUAUCUAUCUAUCUAUCUAUCUAUCUAUUUUUUUACAGUCUAACCAAUGUUAACAUUACUCCUAAAAUAAUCUAUCUAUCUAUCUAUCUAUCUAUCUAUCUAUGUCCAGCUUGUUACGUGAGGACUGCGAGAUAUAAUCUAUCUAUCUAUCUAUCUAUCUAUCUAUCUAUCUAUCUAUCUAUCUAUCUAUCUAUCUAUCUGUGUCAUCCUCUUUCUUUCUUUCUUUCUUUCUUUCUUUUUUUCUUGCUUUUUAAUUCUUCUCUGUCUCUCUCCUUCCUUCUCCCACUUCUUUUGUUAAACCUUUAUUCACUUUCCCUUUUGCAACACAUCCUAAUUCUUAUUCUUUCUUUCUUUCUUUCUUUCUUUCUUUCUUUCUUUCUUUCUUUCUUUCUACUUCCCUUCCUUUUGCUAACCUUUAUAUCUCUAUCCAUAUUCAUUCUUUCUUUUCUGUACCUAUCCUUCUUUCUUUUCUUCCUUUUGUUAAGCCAUUAUUUAUUUUUGGCAACAGAUUCUAAUUCCUUUUCUUUCUUUCCUUGUUUCUUUCUUUCUUUCUUUCUUUCUUUCUUUCUUUCUUUCUUUCUUUCUUUCUUUCUUUCUUUCCACAUUACUAGCACUACAUAUCUAUCUAUCUAUCUAUCUAUCUAUCAUCUAUCUAUCUAUCUAGAGAGAGAGAGAGAGAGAGAGAGAGAGAGAGAGAGAGAGAGAGAGAGAGGAUGCUAUAUGUCAGACGUAAUGUCAACACUUAUUUAUACAUAUAUACUAUCCCAGGCCUACCCCUUGAAAGCCGGGUCGCCACCUGAGUGGGUCUGCUUAACUUUCCCUUGUUUUCCACUCGCGAAGGAUCAAGACUGCUUAUUCUUUUGUGUAAUUAAUGUGUCUUUUUUUUCUUGGUCCUCACCCACGCACUUUCGGCGUCUCUGUAAACAGAAAGCGGCUAAUGAUAUGGAAUUUUCGUCGAAUAUCUAUCUAUCUAUCUAUCUAUCUAUCUAUCUAUCUAUCUAUCUUCGUCUAUUCAUAUCUAUCUAUCUAUCUAUCUAUCUAUCUAUCUAUCUAUCUAUCUAUCUAUCUAUCAGACAUGAAUCUAUAAUGAAUCUAUAA